Messenger RNA from Rhizopus microsporus ATCC 52813, 1886 nucleotides. RefSeq names its product phospho-2-dehydro-3-deoxyheptonate aldolase, class II. The record is from RefSeq and is a predicted model, not a curated record. NCBI's taxonomy places the organism in Eukaryota, Fungi, Mucoromycota, Mucoromycetes, Mucorales, Rhizopodaceae. The coding region runs from base 437 to 1822 and encodes 461 amino acids. Gene Ontology annotation, molecular function: 3-deoxy-7-phosphoheptulonate synthase activity. The transcript has 6 exons. Gene Ontology annotation, biological process: aromatic amino acid biosynthetic process.
AUGGAACAACAAGAAAUGAAACAAUAUAUUAAUAAUGUAAUGCCGUUCAUCUAAAGGGAUAGAUUAAUAGACGCCAAUAAUCUCGCAUAAUUCUACAUCUUUUUUCAAAGUAAACGUCUUGUUGAAAAAGUAUAAAGACCUAAGCGAGGUUUAUUAUAUCAAUAACGCACUCUUUAUCUCUCUUGGUUUAUUAUAUAUUCCAUAUUUUAGCUCGUGUUUGUAUUAAAUUAAACUUUGCACGUAAUCUACGCAUUUACGCAUUGCUUGGAAGAAUAGAGAUCGACGGGACUUUGAAAGCACACGGUUGUAAGGCGAUAGAUCUGAUAGUGACUGCUUAUCAACUUUAAUCAAUCAUUGGCCCAAGUUGCUUAUCAUAUAAAGUGUUAGUCAUAUUACGUCCUGUCAAUUUUUAUUAUUGCUUUUCCACUUCUUAAUCAUGAACUCAAACGACUGGACACCCACUUCUUGGAAAACAAAGCCUAUUGCUCAAGACGUUGUUUAUGAAGAUCAGGAGCGUUUCAAUAAAGUGAUCAACAAGUUGAACAGAUUACCUCCUUUAGUAUCUGCCACAGAGAUUGAAAACUUGAAGAGUCAAUUGAAAGAAGCUGCUCUUGGCAACAUGUUUUUGCUGCAAGGAGGCGACUGCGCUGAAUUGUUUGAUUAUUGCUCACAGGAUCCAAUUGAAGCCAAGCUCAAAGUACUUCUCCAAAUGUCUUUGGUCUUGACUUGGGGUGCACGUACGCCUGUUGUCCGUAUUGCCCGUAUGGCCGGUCAAUACGCUAAACCUCGAUCAAAGCCUAUGGAAAUGUAUGAAGGAAAAGAAAUUCAUUCGUUCAGAGGAGAUAAUGUCAAUGGCUACGAUCCUCAAGAUCGUACACCAGACCCUGAACGUUUAUUAGGGGCUUAUUUCCACUCAACGGCCACUUUGAACUAUGUACGUACUUUACUUGACUCAGGCUUUGCUGAUUUGCAUGAACCUUCCAAAUGGAAUCUAAGCCAUGUUCGAUCCGACAGUGUUCGACGAGAAUAUCAAAACAUCGUCUCGCAACUGACAGAUUCACUUGAUUUCAUGAGAACAGUAGGCGCAGAUAAUGGCGGAGCACCCAGCGCACUAACAUCUAUCGACUUUUUCGUCUCUCAUGAAUCACUCUUGCUUGAAUACGAGACAUCACUCACUCGACUGAUGACUUCACCCACCAAGGAGAAGAAAUGGUAUAACGCGGGCGCACACUUUUUGUGGAUCGGUGAUCGAACACGUCAGCCAGAGAACGCACAUGUAGAGUAUAUACGAGGUAUUGCCAAUCCCAUUGGUAUCAAAGUGGGUCCUUCUACUGCGCCAGAAGACUUGGUUCGUCUGUUGAACACGGUCAAUCCAGACAAAGAAAUAGGCAAGGUCACGCUCAUUACUCGCUUUGGUGCUGAUAAUGUCGAAAAACAUUUACCGCAGCAUAUUGAGGCUGUGCGUCAGUCAGGUCAUAUUCCUGUUUGGGUCUGUGAUCCUAUGCACGGUAAUACAAAGACAGCUGCCUCUGGCAAGCUAAAGACACGCCAUUUUGUGGAUAUCAUUCAGGAAUUAUCACAGACGUUUAGAGUACACAAGGAGUGUGGUAGUAAGCUAAAUGGUGUGCAUUUUGAAUUGACGGGUGAUUCAGUCACAGAAUGUAUUGGUGGUUCUAUGGAUCUAACAGAUGAAGAUUUACCCGGAAACUAUCAAACUUACUGCGAUCCAAGACUGAAUUACGAACAGUCAUUGGAUGUAGCCUUUUUAAUAGCAAAAUACUAUGAAAAUGAAAGACGAGCCAAAGAUUUCCCAAAUUUGUAAAGUCUAAUUUUAGCCAAUAAAAUGAAAACAAAGUGUGACUAAAAUGCGCUGUUUUGAUCAAUGG